UUGUCCAAAUCAACGUCUAAUGGUCAUAACUUCUAGUAGUGCAAUCAAAAUGUUCAAACUUAUUCUUCUCAUCGUAUCUUUGUCCUGCGUCAGCGCUGGGUAUGCUGGACAGCAAACUAUUUACGUUGCACCUGUUGCUGCACACUAUGCUGCUGCUACACCUUCCGUUGGUUACAGUACCGCCACACACAGCCACGCACCAAUUCUAACCCAAGCAUACGCCCACCCUGCCCCCGUAUUGGUCGCUCCAGUCCAGGCAUAUCCAGCUCCAUUAACCCAAUCCUACGCAUAUGGAAACAAUUAUGCUCCAGUGCUUUCUUACAAUCAAGGAUACGCCCCAGCUACAGCCCACAAUAUUAACGGACACGCUGCAUAUGAAACUCCACUGGUCACAAAAACGGUGGCUAUUGCCCAACCCCAGUUCUGUUGUGACACAGUUUGGACCCCCAAUAACUUCAACAACUAUCAUGGACAUUAUUCUUAUUAAAAUCACCCAAAGAUAACUAGAAUCGUGAUUUAAUAUUUGUUGAACUGAAAUAAUUAUGUGGGAAUGUUAAAGAAAGGCGAUUGCCCUCUAACUUGAAGGAGCCUCUUCCAUUAUGUA
This is a messenger RNA of Armigeres subalbatus, 604 nucleotides long. RefSeq lists its product as uncharacterized. The transcript is spliced from 2 exons. NCBI's taxonomy places the organism in Eukaryota, Metazoa, Arthropoda, Insecta, Diptera, Culicidae. The record is from RefSeq and is a predicted model, not a curated record. The coding region runs from base 20 to 487 and encodes 155 amino acids.